AUGUAAGAAAUUUUCAAAUAGUUUUUGAUAUUCAAGCAGAUUGAUUAAAUUAAUCUAUAAGAGUAUUGUUUCUAUGCUUUAGAUAAAGAAAAUCAUUUAUGUUUUAUUUACAUAGAUGGAGAUUCGGUAGAAAUAGAAGUAACAGAAUUUGAGUUAAAUAAAAUAAAAAAAUUAUCUUAAUCCAAGAUAGAAUAUCUUGCAAAUAUAACUUAAAAUCUUGAAUAAAUAUUUUCAGAAAUAUAACCACAAGAUGAGCAAGAAAAAUUUUGUAGUCUUUCAUUAGAUUAAAUAUUUGUAAACAAAAAAAGUAAUGAAAUUAUAGUUCCAAAAUUUAUUAAAAACUAACUUUAGUAAUCAAAGCAGAGAAAUUUAUUCAUUUAAAAUUUCUUCUACAAUCUGAAGAAUCAUUUUGUGGAAAACGAAGAUGAUUUACAUUAGGAAAACAUAGAAAAUAUAAUUAUUAUGAAAAAAAUAAUAAAAAAAAAAUUAGAUUUAAAUGAUAAAGUUUGUGAUGAAAUAAAAUAAUUAUUUGAAACUUUUUUACUUGUUUCUAUUGAGAAAAUAAAAACGAUAUUGAUAUUUCAAAAUGGUUAUUAUGAUUAUUCAUUAGAGAGCAAUGGAAAUGAUUAUAAAGCUAUGAAAUAAUUUUAUUAAAACUAUCUAAUAGAUAGACAAUAAAUUCCUGAUGAAGAUUUAAAAACAAUAGAAGAAUUUUUUAUAACAUCUCUAUUACCGAAAAAUGGAAAUUUAAUUUAAGAGAAAAUUAUAGAAAUUAAAAACUAUUGCUAAAAUGAAUAAUAAGGACUUAGAUUAUAGGCGAAUAAGAUGUAUGAUAUUUGUAAAUAAGAAUUCAAUUAAAAAUAGGGUAAAAAGAAUAAAUUAAAAAAUGAAGAAAGAAAAUAGGGUUUAGCAUAAAAGGAAAUAGCUUUAGUUCAAUAUGUUAUCUAACAUUCAGAUGUUAAAUUGAAAUAAACAGAUGUUCUAAUAAAUUUAAAUUGGCCAUAUAUAUCUGGAAAGCCUGAUGCAUUAAUUUACGAUAAUAAAGAUAAUCUGAUUGGAUUGAUAUAAGUGAAAUCUAGUUAUAAGAAACAAGAAUUUGAAGAGAAUGAAAAUUUUGAUGUAGAUUUCAUUGUAGUUGAUUAAAAUAAAGUUUACUCCUUAAAAAAGGAUCAUAAAUAUUAUUAUUAAGUGUAAGUUAAUUUAUUAAUAACAGAGCUAGGUUAAUGUAUAUUUAUGGUUUCAACAAAAAAAGGAAAUAGGGAAAUUAUUGUGAGAAGAGAUGAAGCAUUGAUAAAAUAAAUAAUAAAGAAAUAAAAUAAAUAUUAUUUUACAGAGAUUUUACCAAGUAUUUGUAAGUUGAGGAAAUAUAAAAUAGAGUAGGAGGAUUUGAUAAGAAUUAAAGAAAUAAUAUGA
Molecule: messenger RNA, 1413 nt
Organism: Paramecium sonneborni
Lineage: Eukaryota; Ciliophora; Oligohymenophorea; Peniculida; Parameciidae
Source: the annotation of a GenBank genome assembly